Messenger RNA from Pantherophis guttatus, 3013 nucleotides. The record is from RefSeq and is a predicted model, not a curated record. Lineage: Eukaryota; Metazoa; Chordata; Lepidosauria; Squamata; Colubridae.
GAUGCCCUACAAGUGUUCCCAAUGUGGCAAAUGCUUUAGCAAAAAUGGCAACUUAGUGAUGCAUCAGAGGACUCACACAAGGGAGAAACUGUAUGACUGUCCUGAUUGUGGAAAACGUUUCAUUGGAAAUUCACACCUGAGGAGUCACACAGGAGAGAAACCCCUUGAAUGUCCUGAUUGUGGGAAAAGUCUCAGUCAGUACUGCAGCCUGCUGAUACAUCAGAGAACUCACACAGAAGAGAAACCCUUUGAAUGUCCUGUUUGUGGGAAAAGGUUCAUUACAAAUGCUCACCUAGUGAUACAUCAGAGGACUCACACAGGAGAGAAACCCUUCGAAUGUCCUGAUUGUGGAAAAAGUUUCAGUCACAAUUCCAACCUGGUAAGACAUCAGCGAACUCACACCGGAGAGAAACCCUUUCAAUGUCCUGAUUGUGGGAAAAGUUUCAGUCACAAUUCCAACCUGGUAAGACAUCAGCGAACUCACACAGGGGAAAAACCCUUUGAAUGUUCUGAUUGUGGGAAAUGUUUUAGUCAGAAUUCUGACCUAGUGAGCCAUCAGAGGACUCACACAGGAGAGAAACCAUUUGAAUGUCCUGAUUGUGGGAAAAGUUUCAGUCAGAAUUCCCACCUGGUGAUACACCAGAGGACUCACACAGGAGAGAAACCCUUUGAAUGUUCUGAUUGUGGGAAAAGAUUCAGUCAGAAUUCCAACCUGGUGAUACACCAAGCAACACAUAGAGGAGAGAAACUGUAUGAAUGUCCAGAGUGUGGGAAAAGUUUCAGUUACCGUUCUAACCUGAUGAAACACCUGAGGACUCACACAGGGGAGAAACCAUAUGAGUGUCUAGAGUGUCAGAAAACAUUCAGUUCCCAUUCUAAUCUGGGAAAACACCGGAGGACUCACACAGGAGAGAAACCAUAUGUGUGUCCAGAGUGUGGGAAAAGUUUCAGUUACCCUUCUGUUCUUGUGAAACACCAGAGGACCCACACCGGGGAGAAGCCCUACAAGUGCUCCCAAUGUGGUAGAUGUUUUAGUGAAAAUGGCAACUUGUUGAUACACCAGAGGACCCACACGGGAGAGAAGCCAUAUGAGUGUCCAGACUGUGGUAAAAGUUUCAGUUACCAUUCUGACCUGGUGAAACACCAGAGGAUUCACACAGGAGAGAAGCCGUAUGAGUGUCCAGAUUGUGGGAAAGAUUUUAGGAGCGUUGCUCAUCUCCUGAUACAUCAGAGGACUCACACAGGAGAGAAGCCGUAUGACUGUCCUGAUUGUGGGAAACGUUUCAUUGGAAAUUCCGACCUUGUGAGACACCAGAGGACUCACACAGGAGAGAAACCCUUUGAAUGUUCUGAUUGUGGGAAAAGUUUCAGUCUCAAUUCCAACCUGAUAAGACAUCAGAGAACUCACACAGGAGAGAAACCCUUUGAAUGUCCUGAUUGUGGGAAAACUUUCAGUCAAAAUUCCAACCUUACGAAUCAUCAGAGGACUCACACCAGUGAGAAGCCAUACGACUGUCCUGAUUGUGGGAAAUGUUUCACUGGAAAUUCCCAACUCGUGAGACACCUGAAGACUCACACAGGAGAGAAACCCUUUGAAUGUUCUGAAUGUGGGAAAAGUUUCAGUCACAAUUCCAACCUAGUAAUACAUCAGAGAACUCACACAGGAGAGAAACCCUUUGAAUGUGCUGAUUGUGGGAAAUGUUUUAGUCAGAAUUUUGACCUGGUGAUACACCAGAGGAUUCACACAGGAGAGAAACCCUUUGAAUGUGCUGAUUGUGGAAAAAGUUUCAGUCAGAAUUCCCACCUGGUAAGACACCAGAAGACUCACACAGGAGAGAAACCCUUCCAAUGUUCUGAUUGUGGGAAAAGUUUCAGUGAGAAUUCCCACCUGGUAAGACACCAGAGGACUCACACAGGAGAGAAACCCUUUGAAUGUGCUGAUUGUGGGAAAAGUUUCAGUGAGAAUUCCCACCUGGUGAUACACCAGAGGACUCACACAGGAGAGAAACCAUUUGAAUGUGCUGAUUGUGGGAAAAGUUUCAGUCAGAAUUCCCGCCUGGUGAGACACCAGAGGACUCACACAGGAGAGAAACCCUUUGAAUGUUCUGAUUGUGGGAAAUGUUUUAGUCAGAAUUCUGACCUGGUGAGCCAUCAGAGGACUCACACAGGAGAGAAACUAUAUGAAUGUCCAGAGUGUGAGAAAACGUUCAGUUCCCAUUCUGACUUGUUGAAACAUCAGAGGACUCACAGAGGAGAGAAGCCGUAUGAGUGUCCAGAUUGUGGGAAAGUUUUUAGCAGUAGUUCUAACCUUAUGAAUCAUGUAGUUUUACACACAGGGGAGAAACCUUUCAUAUGCCCAGUCUGUGGACGAUACUUCAGGUGUCAAAAAUCUUUUAUUGCACACAAGGAAAUCCACAUGAGGCAAAAGUUGAUGAGUUUAGAGAAGGCCUGAAUUAGUUUGUGAUCUCCCAUUGAAAGUGUAGGUUAGAAAUUUACUAGUUGAAUUCUGCCUGAUUUUUUUUUUUACUCAAAUGUGUCUCAGGAUUAGGCCUGUAGAUGGGGAGAAGAAAUGGAAAAUGUUAGUUUUUCAACGGCCCUUAAAACAAGUACCCCCAAUCUUCUGUUCUCUCUUAUUUGGCCGUUCAAUACAUUUGUGAGUCGUUAAGCAGAACAGUGGUUAUCUCAGGAUUGCAGACAUAGCACAGGCCCAGGCUUGCCUUCCAAAGGCCUCCUCUACCCAAACUUUCCCUCCCCUACAGGCAUUUUCACUCCCACUGGGUCCCUGCAAUCCCACUCCACUAGGCCUCACACACAAUUGAAUAGUGGAAAAUGUUUCGUUUUUAACAAUGCAUUUUGUUAGAACUAUCAGUAGGUUUUGACAAAGAAAAAAUUGGGUAGCGUCAGUGUUGCUAUAAACGCUAUGGCCAGGCAAGAUAGACAGAGUUGCCUCAAAAUACGAGAUGUGCAGUGAAUAUGUUUAAUAAUUAUAUUAAUAAUAAAAUUGUAACCUAAA